Lactuca saligna is the source of this 1252-nucleotide messenger RNA. Lineage: Eukaryota; Viridiplantae; Streptophyta; Magnoliopsida; Asterales; Asteraceae. The record is from the annotation of a GenBank genome assembly.
AUGCAUUAUAUUCGCUUAAUAAUUGAUUGCGAUUUCAAAUCUCAUAGAGCAAAUCCGAGCUGUACAAUGAUGUCUGAAACUGCUCUUAGAGAUCUUAAUUUGCUGCCUAAAUCUGAGAGAACAAACGAGAGCUCAAGUAAAGACAUCUUAACAAAGCCAUAUGUUGAACCAAGAAAAAACAUUGUUCCUUUAGUUGAACCACCUGUGAAAGGAACCGAAGAUGCACAUGCUAGCGCUGACGUGGCAGUUGCAGAAGUUGAAUACAUUGAAUCUGAGAAACUUGAAGAUCUUGAAGAUGUUGAAAAUAGUCUCAAAGUGCUUCUAUCUGGAUUAGAGUCUAAAGAGUGGGUUUCCCUUUGUGAAACACUCAACAACGUACGUCGUUUUUCAAUAUACCACAAGGAAGCCUUGCAUGACAUACUGGACAAUGUGAUUACCCUUGUUGUGAAAGCCUUGAAGAAUCCAAGAAGUGCUGUUUGCAAAACUGCAAUCAUGACAUCUGCUGACAUUUUCAAAGCAUUUGGGGACCUUGUAGUCGAUUCUUUGGAUCCUAUGCUUGUGCAACUUCUUCUGAAAUCUUCUCAAGACAAGAGAUUUGUAUGUGAAGCUGCUGAAAAGGCUUUAAUAACUUUAACAAUUUCAGUUUCCCCUGUUUUGUUGUUACCUAAAUUGCAACCUUAUCUUAAACACCGAAAUCCUCGUAUUCGUGCAAAGGCUUCAUUGUGUGUUUCUCGUAGUGUCCCACAACUUGGGGCUGAUGGAAUCAAAGAAUAUGGAAUUGACAAAUUGAUCCAAAUCGCUUCAUCUCAACUAAGCGACCAGCUGCCCGAAUCACGGGAGGCUGCCCGAGCCCUCCUAUUGGACCUACAAACUGCAUACGUUAAAUCCCCUGUUUUGGCUCCACAACAAGACAUUGACAUACCAGUACUUCCACCUUCUGACCAAUCAGAAGAGGACACGUCAUCAUCAUCAUGUGUCCAACAAGCUCAACCUCCUCCUCAGGUACAUUAUUAUUCUUGGGACGAAUUCUGUGAAUCUAAUCUUCCAAAGUUAAGUGCACAAGCCGUCCUACGUGUCACUACUACUGUUACACGUGAGGGGUUGUAACACACCAAACUAUAUACAAUUCCUUAUUAUUGACUACUGUUUGAAUUUUUUUUUUUUUUUUUUUUUUUUUAUUUUUUUUUUUUUUUUUUUUUUUUUUAUUAACUUAUCAUUCAAAAAUCCUUAUAGUACUAUGGUCAAAACUCUU